Nelumbo nucifera (sacred lotus) is the source of this 3752-nucleotide messenger RNA. It is a transcript of the gene ERL1, whose product is annotated as ERECTA-like 1. Gene Ontology annotation, biological process: protein phosphorylation. NCBI's taxonomy places the organism in Eukaryota, Viridiplantae, Streptophyta, Magnoliopsida, Proteales, Nelumbonaceae. The record is from RefSeq and is a predicted model, not a curated record. Gene Ontology annotation, molecular function: protein binding; protein kinase activity; ATP binding.
CACAGACACAGAGAGAGACUCCUCCUCAGUCCACUCCUCCCCUAUGUCUCACUCAAUUUACUGUAGAACCUGGCUGUCCCGUGGCCAAGUUGUUCUGAUUGUAACACCACUUAGGGAAACGGAAGUACGAUCGACGGUCGCUGCCAACGUCAAUCACUAACGUCGCCUCACCGCCGUUUACUAUUUUCCCUCUCUUAAUAACACAUAAACACACCCCACCUCUCUCACUCUCUCUCUCCAUCCUUACAGUUCACGCCAAAAGCCUGUCCUCAGCUCAUCACUCUUCUCUCUCUGGAAUUGCAAAUGGCCCCCGUCUUCUUCCCUGCUUGCAGUUGCACCCGUCUCUGCAUUUCUCCAUAUUAAACCCAAUUUCUCAUUGCUUCUACCUCUUUUUCUUUCUCUUAUUUUUGGUUCGACAAUGGAAAACAGAGCGCUGUUGCAGAACAAGUUUUCUAUUCUCUCAGUAAUGGCCAUGCUCUUUCUUUUCUUCCAGGUUGUUCUACCACUCUCCGACGAAGGAAAUGCGCUCAUGUCGAUUAAGGCUUCUUUUAGCGAUGUAGCCAACGUGCUUCUCGACUGGGAUGCUGCGCGCAACGAGGAUCACUGUUCUUGGCGAGGCGUCAAUUGCGAUAACAUUACUUUCUCUGUUGUGUCUCUGAACCUGUCGAAUUUGAAUCUGGGUGGGGAGAUUUCACCCUCCAUUGGAGGCCUGAAGGUUUUGCAGACCUUAGACUUGAAAGGAAAUAGAUUAACCGGGCAAAUCCCAGAUGAGAUUGGCAACUGCGUUUCUCUUAAAACUCUGGACUUGUCCAGUAAUUCUCUUUAUGGUGAUAUUCCUUUCUCAAUCUCCAAACUCAAACAGCUUGAAGAUUUGAUUUUGAAGAAUAAUCAAUUGACGGGCCCAAUACCUUCAACUUUGUCUCAGAUUCCAAAUCUCAAAACUCUGGAUCUUGCCCAGAACCAGCUUACAGGUGAAAUACCCAGGUUAAUCUAUUGGAACGAAGUUCUGCAAUAUCUGGGGUUUCGAGGCAACUCAUUGACUGGAACGUUGUCCCCUGAUAUGUGCCAAUUGACUGGCCUUUGGUAUUUUGAUGUGAGGGGGAAUAACCUUACAGGAACAAUCCCUGAUAGCAUUGGAAACUGUACCAGUUUUGAAAUCCUGGAUAUUUCGUACAACCAGAUUACUGGGGAAAUUCCUUACAAUAUUGGUUUCCUACAAGUGGCCACCUUGUCACUUCAAGGUAACAGGCUUACAGGGAAGAUUCCUGAAGUUAUUGGUCUAAUGCAGGCUCUUGCCGUUCUUGAUUUAAGUGAGAAUGAACUGGUUGGUCCAAUUCCACCAAUACUUGGCAAUCUGUCGUAUACAGGGAAAUUGUACUUGCAUGGAAACAAGCUUACUGGAAAAGUUCCACCGGAGCUGGGGAAUAUGUCAAAACUUAGCUAUUUGCAGCUGAAUGAUAAUGAGCUGGUUGGUGGAAUUCCUGCAGAACUUGGGAAGUUGGAGGAACUAUUUGAACUAAAUCUUGCAAAUAACAAUCUUGAAGGACCCAUCCCACAAAACAUCAGCUCUUGUUCAGCUCUCAACCAAUUUAAUGUGCAUGGUAAUAGGCUAAGUGGUUCCAUUCCUUCUGGAUUUCAGAAUCUAGAGAGCUUAACCUAUAUGAACCUGUCUUCUAAUAAUUUCAAAGGUGGGAUACCUGUUCAAUUGGGAAGAAUCAUCAAUCUUGAUACACUGGAUCUAUCUAGUAAUGAUUUCUCAGGACCUGUUCCAUCUUCUAUUGGUGAUCUUGAGCAUCUUCUAACCCUGAACUUGAGCAGAAAUCAUCUCGAUGGGCCUCUGCCAGUAGAAUUUGCAAAUCUCAGAAGUAUCCAAAUUAUUGAUAUGUCGUUCAACAAUCUCUCUGGUGCAAUCCCUGAAGAGUUGGGUCAAUUGCAAAACAUUGUUGCCCUUAUUCUGAACAACAACAACCUUCAUGGUGGAAUUCCACCUCAGUUAACCAAUUGUUUCAGCCUUGUAAAUCUGAACAUCUCUUAUAACAAUUUAUCAGGUGUUAUUCCUCCUACCCGAAACUUUACAAGGUUUCCACCGGAAAGUUUCUUGGGAAACCCAUUGUUGUGUGGGUACUGGAUGGGGUCAUUAUGUGAACCGUAUGUGCGAGAAUCGAAAGCCAUUUCUUCCAGAGCUGCUAUUGUCUGUAUAACAUUAGGCUGUGUGAUGGUAGUCUCAAUGAUUGUAGUUGCAAUUUAUAGAGCCAGCCUACAGAAUGAAUUCCUGAAGGGAUCAAACAGAACUAUGCAAGGUCCUCCAAAACUUGUCAUACUUCACAUGGACAUGGCUAUUCACACCUAUGAAGAUAUCAUGAGGAUUACAGAAGAUUUGAGUGAGAAAUACAUAAUUGGCUAUGGUGCUUCAAGCACUGUUUACAAAUGUGUACUAAAGAAUUCCAAGCCCAUUGCCAUCAAGCGACUUUACACUCAGUAUCCGCACAACUUUAGAGAGUUUGAGACUGAACUAGAAACCAUUGGCAGCAUUAAACACCGAAACCUUGUGAGCUUGCAUGGCUAUUCACUCUCCCCACAUGGAAACCUCCUCUUCUAUGAUUACAUGGAAAAUGGGUCCCUCUGGGAUCUCCUUCAUGGACCAUCAAAGAAGGUUAAACUUGACUGGGACACGAGGCUGAAAAUAGCAGUUGGAGCUGCUCAAGGACUUGCCUACCUCCACCAUGACUGCAACCCAAGGAUUAUCCACAGAGAUGUUAAAUCCUCAAACAUCCUUCUUGAUGAGAACUUCGAAGCACAUCUCUCUGAUUUUGGGAUUGCCAAGUGCAUUUCAUCUGCGAAAACCCAUGCCUCGACUUUUGUAAUGGGUACAAUUGGCUAUAUUGAUCCAGAGUAUGCACGCACCUCCCGGUUGAAUGAGAAAUCGGAUGUUUACAGCUUUGGGAUUGUUCUUUUGGAGCUGCUGACAGGGAAGAAGGCUGUUGACAACGAGUCCAACUUGCAUCAACUGAUACUGUCGAAAGCAGAUGACAAUACAGUGAUGGAGGCGGUUGAUCCAGAGGUAUCUGUGACAUGCAUGGACAUGGGGGCUGUUAGGAAGACCUUUCAACUUGCGCUGCUGUGCACAAAGAGGCACCCAUCUGACAGACCGACCAUGCACGAGGUCUCACGGGUUCUGGUCUCCUUGUUGCCACCUCUAAGCUCGAAAUCUUGCACAGCCCUUCCAAAGCCUUUCAACUAUACCCAGUUUGUGGUGAACAAGGAAGGAAAGCAGAAUCAGCAUCAGCAGCAAGAUAACAACAACAGUUCAGAUGCUCAGUGGUUUGUGAAAUUUGGCGAAGUUAUUUCUAAGAAUAGCCUAUAAAUAGAUUACUAUCAUCCACAUACUUGAAAACAGAGGAGAUGACUGAUUUUGUUGAAGCGGUCACACGUUGGUCUUACAUCUAGGUCGGUAGGGAAUUUUGUAAAAUCUCACUCAGAAAAGAACAGGAGAAAAUCAACAGAAGAAUACCUUUUUGAUGUAAUUUUACUGUUAAACUCGUCUCGUAUCCUUGUACAAUUGGACUUGCACGAAGCAGCAAUAUAGGAUGGGUUAAAUGAAUUUUGUUUAUCUUCUCUUCUACCAAGUUAAUGUAUUUACAUGGUUUUGUGCUUUUUGCUACGAAGUUGAUGUAUUUUCCAUGGUUUUUGUGCCACAAUGUAAAUGUCUUUCCAGUAUCCAUAUUACAGGAAGCAGCAAUAUUGGGUGGUUA